GGCGUCUUCCCCUGCUCUGCGCGGCUGUAGCCAUGGGCGCGUGCCCUGGUCGCGAUGCGCCCGCCGCUUGUUGUGGCCGUCGCGGGGGAGUCGAGGUCGCUGGCGCGAUGCCGCUCAGUAGGCGACUCGCCAGCAGCCAAACACUCCAACACGGCCCAGGCAACAGCUGCUGCAGCAACAGCUGCUGUUGCUGUUUGUCUUUGCUGUCCGUAGGCUGCUGCGGGGCACUUCACUCUGUGCGGGAGGUCUCUGGGGGGCCACGGUUCGUGUCCCUUGCGACCAGCGCCCCAGAACGACAGCAGCCCUGCCACCCGACUGUGGAGUGACCGCUCAGCCGCCGUCACUCCGCCUCUCUCCCGCUCUGUACACCGGCCGCACCUCCGAGGAGCACUGUUGGCUACGUACGGUGCGAAAGACGUUCAACAGACAGACAUACAGACAUACAUACAGACAUACAGACAUACAUACAUAUAGACAUACAGGCAUACAUACAGACAUACAUAUAGACAUACAGACAGACAUACAUACAGACAAGACAUACAGACAUACAUACAGACAUACAUACAUAUAGACAUACAGACAGACAUACAUACAGACAUACAGACAUACAGACAUACAUAUAGACAUACAGACAUACAUACAUACAUAUAGACAUACAUACAGACAUACAUACAGACAUACAGACAUACAGACAUACAGACAUACAUACAGACAUACAGACAUAUAGACAUACAGACAGACAUACAUACAGACAAGACAUACAGACAUACAUACAGACAUACAGACAUACAUACAUAUAGACAUACAGACAGACAUACAUACAGACAAACAUACAGACAGACAUACAGACAUACAGACAUACAGACAGACAGACAUACAGACAUACAGACAGACACUAAACAUGUCGCUGGGUAGGAGACUUCGACCAACCUCAGCCACUGCAAGGCUACAGACCCACACAGCCAGCAGCGUCUUUGAGGAGCGACGCCCGGCCACCGCCUUCGCUGCCGCGGGCAACCGGCGGGAGCAACCUUCGGCACGGCACGACCCGGUGCGGCCGUCCCGCUCCCAGAGCGCGUUUCCCGGCGCAUUAGUGGCCACCGUCCCGGGGCGGGUGGUGACGGCGCACGGCCACGGCGGCCCCGGCGCGACGGGAGACGCGAGGCCCCGGCGGUCGGAGACGGCGCCGGGGCCUCGACGGCACUCGGUGUCCACCGCGUGGGACGCGGCUCGCUGCCAACGGCCACUCCUCCGCCGGGACCUGUCCAUGGCUCGGAUUGAAGAGAGUGUGACGUUAGAGCAUUUGGAAAAGCUGAAGACUGCCUUUGAGGAGGAAACCCACGUGGGUGCAGCAGCAGCAGGAGGAGGGGCUCUCGGUUUGGAGGGCUUCACGGCGGCCCUCAAGGGCGCCCUGGGGCCCCGAGGCACGAAUGAGGAACAGAUUUUGGAACUCUUCAAGAAAAUUGACUUUGCAGCUGAUGGAGCCAUUGAGUGGGAGGCGUUCUGCACCCACAUGCAGCUGCGGUGCGCCGAGCGGCAGGAGGCUGCGCAGCGCGCGCGGCGCGUCUCGCUGCGCGUGCCCGCGCCGUGCCGGCCCAGCCCGCACCGCGCCCCCGUGGCGCGCGUGGAGAGCGCUCCGGACGGGACCGCGGGCUUCGUGUCCGCCUGCGGCGCCGGCUCCGUCGCCUUCUGGGCGACCGCGGCGGGCGCCCCGCAGCUCAAGCGCUGCCGCGCCACGCUGGAGGAACACAAACCGAGCAACCGAAGCAAACAGAAAUGGGCCUCGGACUUCGCGUUGAUGCCCCAGUACAACAAGUUCAUUAUCGCCACUGGGGACCGUGAGAUUCAGCUGUACGAGGUGUCCACCUUCGAGCCCUACUGCCAGAUCAAUGCUUUGGAGACGGUCCCCCUACGCAUCAACUACAGUCACACGGGAGAAGACGAGUGCAUGAUUCUCUACGGAGAUUCAGAGGGCUGUGUGAAUAUCUUGUUAAUCUCAUCAGUGGGGGAGACACUAAGGCUUUGGAAGAAGAAUCCUCCAGUGGAUGGAGUGCCCAGUAUCACCCUGGAGAAUGCCCUCCACCACUCCAACCUCACCUACAUCCACUGGAAAGUGCACGACGACUGGGUGACAGAGCUUAAGUAUUACGAGUCCAUCCGGGCAGUGAUAUCCUCCUCAAACCACGAAGGCACUGCACUUGUCAUUGGGUGCACGACGGGCGCCACCAACCUGGAGGAGGAGCUCGUCAGGGACACGGCCGGGAACCUCCGCGCCAGGCGGCCGUGCGGCCUGGGGGCGGCACGACGCAGAGCGGCCACCGACCAGACGGUGUUCCGCGUUCACAAGGGCGUCAAGACGUUCUGCUUCAGCAAGGAGAGGAGCCUGGUGGUGACGGGCGGCAUGGACCGCACCGUGCGCCUCUGGAACCCUUACGUGCCCGGGAGGCCCACGGGUGUACUGAGGGGCCACACGUCGCCCAUCUGCUACCUGGCCAUCUGUGAGGAGACGUCCCGCAUCUUCUCGGUCGGCUCGGACAGAAACAUCAAAGUGUGGGACGCCCAGGAGCAGACUUGCCUGUGCUCCGUGAGCCCCAAGAUGAGCGGCCUGCGAGGGGACGUCUCCGCGUGCCACUACCUGCCGGCCGCCCGGGCCCUGUGCGUCGCCACCGAGGGCGGCGUGGCUCUUCUGUCCGUCCGCGACCGGCUGCACAUGGACGCCGGGGCGGCCACAAGUCACAGGGAGCCGGUGCGCUGCUGUCGGUACAGCGCUGAGUUCCGCCAAGUCGUGAGCUGCUCCGAGGACUCGGUGGUGAAGCUGUGGGACUUGGACUCGGGCCUCCCCACGUUCGAGUUCUGCGGGGCGCACGGGGAGUCGGCCAUCACCUGCAUGGCCUUCGACUCGAGCGGCAGGAGGCUGAUUACAGGCGGGCGAGAUGGGUGUUUGAAAGUGUGGAACUACAACAACGGGCAGUGUUUGCGAACACUCAGGAAACAAAGGAAUGCUGAAGAGAUCUGUGACUGUACGUACGUCGUGGUCAAUAAAAAUAAAUAUAUUAUUUCAGUCGGAUGGGACAAGAGAAUAAAUAUUUUCUUGGAUUCCCAAGAGGACCAACAGCUGAUUCAGUUCCCACAACCGCACUGGGCGGAUGAUUUGAGAAAGGGCCAUCGGGAGGAUGUGCUGUGCGUGGCCCAGUGCCCGCCCAGCCUCCUCGCCACGUCCAGCUACGACGGGGAGGUGAUCGUGUGGAACCUGGUGUCUGGUCACGUGAGCUGUCGCCUGCCUCCACCGCCGGCUCAGCACUCCGCCGACCCUGCAGAGGAUGACGAUCUCAGUGUCUCCAAGGUCAUCUUCCUGAAGAGCCGUGUCGCCCACAAGGACAGGGCUGCUCUGCUCGUUGCGAGCGGGCCACAUGGGUUCAUUCAUUUCUGGAACGUUUAUCACGGAGGACGGCUGUUCGCCAGGUUUCCUGCCGGCCGGCAGGGCAGGCCCGUGUGCUGCCUGGCCUCGGCUCUCGGAGACAGCGUGCUGCUGGCCGCGGAUCAGACGGGCCACGUGUACGCGUGGGACGUGAGCUCGCACGCCAUGCACGGCCCCGAGGAAGAGCCUCCCCAGUUGGUGAGUUUAUGGAGAGCCCAUGUCGGCGCAAUCACAAGCAUGGAUGUCAUCGAGGAGCACAAGCUGCUGCUCACAGCUGCGUUGGAUUGCUCAGUGAGGCUGUGGAGUGUGGACGGAGCCUUUGUUGGCACCUUCGGGCAGGACACCCUGUGGGACAUCCACAACCGCGCCACGUGGAGCCACCCCAUGGGGCCGCUCGAGAUCCUGGUGGACCCCCUCGACCCACUCGCGCCCGACCGCUACGAGCCCAGCGGCCCGGGGGCUCGCGGGCCGGAGCGGACCAAUCGGAGAGAGCGCUCGCUCGAGCGGCCGGCCAAUCGCAACGGCCCAGAGGAGGGGGAGGCGGAGCGCCGAGACCACGUGGUGCAGAGCGAGCCGACCAGAAGUGGCAACGCCGCAGAGACCCGCGAGCUGGCACCCGAGAAGUUUUGGAGCAAGAGGUUGCGGCACACCAGAGCGAGCGGGCAGGGCAAGGCGGGGGAGGGUGCCAGGGGGCCAGGCCCGUUUGGAAGCCUCGCCUGUCACCAGCUGGACCACACCGCUGCUCCUCCGCCGCAAGGGAAACACAUCCCCCCCGUCAGCACUCGCCAAAAGCGUUGACUUCUCUCACUAGGAGCCAAGCCUUGCCAGCGUGGCGUUCAUUUCGUCUUCCCACCCUCUAAAUUGUGCAUAGGUUGGUUCGUUUACUUUUAACAAAGUCAUACUUUGCUUACUCAAACUUCGUUAGGGGGCCUGCAUCAAAUGCUAUUCCGAUAUUAGGAAGCCACUGGAGCUAUGCACUUUUAAAUCUGGAUUGAAAACGAAUUUCUUUGCAACUGCGUUGUGUUUAGUUGUAUUUCCGAUUAGCACCGUUGGCAGCGUAUGGUGCGAAAGAAGUUUAACAUACAUACAAUUGAGGUUUCUGUUCUUGAACCAAUUAUUUUCUGUCAAUCGUCGAUAUGUGAUAAUCAUUCAAUGAAUAUUUACAAGCGAUAUUCCAUACAAGUGUGGCGAAGAAUGUUGUUGACAAUUACAAUUUUUAUAUUUUUGUGCAGUAAUUGGUGACCGUGCUUGUGACUUUGGAAUCAGGUGAAAUAUUGUACUUGAGACGCAGGAUUAAUCGAGCGCGAUUGCUCCUAUUUGAACUCAACAGCUGUGGGUUCGCUACUCUGUACAGGGUGAUGUCAGCCACCAGGACGCCUUGGAAAUGCGAUAACAAUCAAGCAGACCAUGUGCCGAGCAGGAAGUAAACACAAGUUCAGUGUUAUAGUCCCUAAAUAACAAUACCGUUCCAUGUUCAUAACUGGAACGUUGCUGAAUAGUAACAGUUUCAUGUUCCGUAUCGUUUAUUUUUGUCUUAAAACUGUGCUGGGGUCCUCAUAUUACAGGUGAGACAUACUUUCACGAAUUUCCUCAAAUGCACACCAGCAUGCUGCUUGUUCUGUAUGUUUGAAGCCAUAAUGGGAUUGAUUUGGGUUAUAAUCAACGUUACAGAUGCGUACAAUCAAAUAGUAUCGAAACUGCGGGAGCAUACACGUCUUUAAAAGCCAAAUCAUAACAGGCAAUUCAUAAAAUGGUACGGGGAAAACAAUAUAUAUCCAACCUUGCGUGUUUUGACAUUUUUGUUUGUUUAAUAUUUAAUAAUGCCGUAUUAUAUAGCAUGGAAUACUGAUGUUGCUAUCGUGUCUUAAAUUGUGUGCAAUUUCCA
Molecule: messenger RNA, 5303 nt
Organism: Lethenteron reissneri (Far Eastern brook lamprey)
Lineage: Eukaryota; Metazoa; Chordata; Hyperoartia; Petromyzontiformes; Petromyzontidae
Product: WD repeat-containing protein 64-like
Molecular function (GO): calcium ion binding; protein binding
Source: RefSeq, a predicted model, not a curated record